Mesorhabditis belari is the source of this 816-nucleotide messenger RNA. The record is from the annotation of a GenBank genome assembly. Lineage: Eukaryota; Metazoa; Nematoda; Chromadorea; Rhabditida; Rhabditidae.
AUGCCUUUUCUUCGGGAUGUAGAAAUCACGGUGAACGUCAAGGAUGAGUUUGGUAUUGGCCUUGAAGGAAAUGUAGUCCGAGAGAUUGCCGACAACAGCCCCUUCAAAGACAAGAUGCCAUUGAACAGUGUGAUCAAGAAAAUCAACGGCAAUGAUGCAAAUCCGGAUAACAUCGACGAUUUAUUGCAGCCCGGUGACUUGAAGAUCGUCUUUGGACCAGAGGAAACUGUUGAAUUCAAUGCAAUUCCCCCAGAUCGUGAAAGACUUAUAAGUGGUGGACGUAAAGAAGGAUUCAGCUAUCACUACGUCGAGAUCAUUCUCAAAAAGGGUCUCAAAUUUGGGCUCGGCAUCAAGCACCAUCAGAACAAAGUUAUCGUCUCAAAGGUUGAUGAUGGUUCACUAUCGGCACUCCACUUAAGAGUCAACGACCGCAUUUUCGACAUCAAUGGCAUUCCCGUUUCCGACAAAGAUGUGACCCGAGAUUUACUGAUCAAGUCGCUGCAGAAAAACCACAAAGCCGAUAUGGUAAUCGAACGACCCGUCACCAAAGAGGCAGUAGAAUAUAUGGAAAAUGCGCUCGCUGCUUCCCAAAUGCAGCCUCCAUCAGUUGCCAUGAACUCGGACAUUCGAGAAAUCGUUGCAAAACAGCAAAAGCGCAUGGAAACUCAAAGAGCAAAACCGCGAGGAGGCGGAAUCUUGCGUACGCACAAUCAAGGCCGCGCUCGUGUUGCUUUCGAUAACAAGCAAAGAGAGGUGGUCAUCGCAAGCGAUAAUGAAGGCAAGGAAUUGAAGAAAGUCCAUCCCCCUGAACCCCGU